AUGCGUGAUAUUCUCAAAACCGAAGAGCUGGACGUCCCCGAGGGUGUCACGGUCUCCAUCAAGUCGCGUAUCAUUAUCGUCGAGGGGCCGCGGGGAAAGAUUCAGAAGAAUGUUCGCCACAUUAACAUGGACAUUCAGCUCGUCAAGACCAAGAUCAACAAGGGCUUCCAAUACAAGAUGCGUCUUGUAUAUGCCCAUUUCCCCAUCAACUGUAUCAUUCAAGACGGUGGAAAGGCUGUGGAGAUCCGAAACUUUUUGGGAGAAAAGACGGUUCGACAUGUCCCAAUGUUGGAGGGAGUAAUCAUCUCCGAGUCAAAGAACCAAAAGGACGAGUUGAUCAUCGAGGGUAAUGAUAUUAGCAACGUCUCGCAAUCUGCUGCUUCUAUCCACGGUGCUUGCCCAGUCCGAAACAAGGAUAUCCGAAAGUUCUUGGACGGUAUCUACGUCUCGGAGAGAGGCACUAUCGUCACCGAGUAG
This is a messenger RNA of Serendipita indica DSM 11827, 477 nucleotides long. NCBI's taxonomy places the organism in Eukaryota, Fungi, Basidiomycota, Agaricomycetes, Sebacinales, Serendipitaceae. The record is from the annotation of a GenBank genome assembly.